AUGUUUGCCUUUUUGGCGUUGACAAUUGCAGGACUGUUUCUCCAAGAUUUAGUUGUAAAUGCCGACCAUUUUAAUGAGUCUGUUUUAAAAAGAUUAGAUAGAUUAGAACAAAAAGUUGAAAGCCUACAAGUAGAAAAUUUAAAGCUGCAAGAAGAAAAUCAAAAUCUUAAUGAAGAAAACAGUGUAAUAAGAUCCAGAUUAAAAACAAUAGAGAAACAAAAUGCAAUUCAAAACGCUUACUCCGAAACAAAACCCCAAACAAUAGACAAUAACAACGAGAAUGAUACACAUAGGAUACAUGACACAAAAGAAUAUAAAAUCAAAAUGGUAGAUGACAUUUCUUUGGAAAAUCACCAUUACAAAAGACUGUUGAUAGGAAAUACAACUCCAGUACCUACAGUGACUAUACCAAAAGUAGCUUUUGCUGUGCAGUUGACUAAGGAAAUAACUACGCUUGGAUCUCACCAAAUUAUCGAAUAUGAUAAAGUGUUAUUGAAUGAUGGAAACGGUUAUGAUGUUCGCCAUGGACAUUUUACUACACCAGUCAAAGGUGUUUAUCUCAUGUCAGUCGUCGUUUAUACAGACCGCCAAAAUACUAUUCAUUUAGAUCUGGUUAAAAAUGGCCACCUCAUCACAAGUGUGUUCGCCGAUGGUCGUACUGAUUUCGCUUCCAGCACUAUUGUGUUUCCAAUUUUACUUCAGCAAGGUGACAUGGUUUGGUUACGCACUCAUCAAGGAGAUGAGGGAAAGGCACUAUCUGGGUUGAGUCUGUACAUGCUCAAUGCAUUUACAGGAGCACUUCUUUAUGCACUUUAG
Mytilus trossulus (common blue mussel) is the source of this 816-nucleotide messenger RNA. RefSeq lists its product as uncharacterized. The transcript has 3 exons. The record is from RefSeq and is a predicted model, not a curated record. Gene Ontology annotation, molecular function: protein binding. Bases 1 to 816 code for a protein of 271 amino acids. NCBI's taxonomy places the organism in Eukaryota, Metazoa, Mollusca, Bivalvia, Mytilida, Mytilidae.